AUGCUCCGUAUCACGCCUCAGAGAUGUCUAGUACGUCCUUUCUCCAUUUCAAGAUGUUUGAAACAAGCGCAACCAGAGGUAAAAGAGAAUUCUACUGAUGAGCAGAAGUUUUUACCAAUGUCAAGAGCACAGACUGCAUAUCUUGACAGAGUGAUAAGGGUCGAUCAAGCAGGAGAAUUGGGUGCAAACUACAUCUAUGCGGGUCAGUAUUUUGUUCUUGCCAACAAAUACCCCCAUUUGAAACCGGUGCUACAGCACAUGUGGGAUCAAGAGAUUCAUCAUCACAAUACUUUCAACAACUUGCAGCUCAAAAAGAGAGUAAGGCCCAGUCUUUUGACCCCGCUGUGGAAGAUUGGUGCAUUUGCUAUGGGGGCAGGAACCUCGCUAAUAUCACCACAGGCUGCAAUGGCCUGCACCGAAGCGGUUGAAACCGUAAUUGGCCGGCACUACAAUGAUCAAUUGCGAUGCCUAACGAACCAGUACGAACUGCAAAAACCAGACGGCUCUCAUGGACAAAGUGAGGAGGUGCAAUCUUUGACAAAAACGAUCACGCAGUUCAGGGACGAAGAGCUGGAGCACUUGAACACAGCAGUCGAGCAUGACUCACACCAGGCCGUUCCUUACAAAUUGCUGACGGAGGGGAUCAUGACUAUAUGUAGAGCGGCAGUCUGGACCGCGGAAAGGGUUUGA
Lachancea mirantina is the source of this 690-nucleotide messenger RNA. The record is from the annotation of a GenBank genome assembly. NCBI's taxonomy places the organism in Eukaryota, Fungi, Ascomycota, Saccharomycetes, Saccharomycetales, Saccharomycetaceae.